This is a messenger RNA of Acaulospora morrowiae, 969 nucleotides long. NCBI's taxonomy places the organism in Eukaryota, Fungi, Glomeromycota, Glomeromycetes, Diversisporales, Acaulosporaceae. The record is from the annotation of a GenBank genome assembly.
AUGGCACAUAUGCCGUGGUCAAAGGCCCAACACAUCAGCACCGGACAAUAUUAUGCAGUAAAAGUGAUUAAUAAAAAGUUGAUGGAGGGCAGAGAGCACAUGGUUCGUAAUGAAAUCACAAUUUUGAAAAGGAUUUCUCAGGGCCACAAAAACAUUUUGACAUUGCAUGAUUACUUUGAAACCUUAAACAAUCUGUAUUUGGUUACAGAGUUGGCGCAUGGAGGGGAACUUUUCGACCGUAUUUGCGCCAAGGGUAGUUACAAUGAACGCGAUGCGGCUAAUCUCGUAAAGAGCAUAACGGAUGCUGUCGCCUAUCUCCACGAUAAUGGGAUCGUCCAUAGAGACCUUAAGCCAGAGAAUCUUCUCUUCAAAACGACCGAUCAGAGUUCGGAUCUUCUGAUUGCCGACUUCGGAUUGUCCAGAAUCAUUGACUCUGAAACGUUUCAUAUUCUUACCACCACUUGUGGCACUCCGGGCUACAUGGCGCCCGAGAUUUUGAAAAAAUUGGGACACGGCAAACCUGUUGACAUGUGGGCCAUCGGUGUAAUUACUUACUUUUUAUUGUGUGGCUACCCUCCCUUUGAUCAAGAGGGUCCAUUGGAAGAGAUGAACGCCGUUCUUCGAGCGGAAUAUAAAUUUGAGCCUCCUGAAUAUUGGGAAGGAAUAACGCAGACAGCCAAGGAUUUUAUUCAUAAACUGUUGAUCAUCGAUCCAAAUCAUCGUAUGACUGCUCGUCAGGCACUCGAUCACCCAUGGCUACUAGAACCCAUACCAAGUCCCGUUGGUGUAUCUCCUAAUCCUGACUUGUUGCACAGUGUUCGUCAUAAUUUCAAUGCCCGUCGAACGCUUAAGAAAGCAAUAGACGCCAUAAAAGUGAUCAACAAUCUUAAAAGUCAUUCGAGAAAUAAUGGUAUCACUAAUUUGCUAGUUGACGAGCAUGUCGAUCAUGUGUUAUAUGUCGAACAUUAG